Molecule: messenger RNA, 1432 nt
Organism: Trifolium pratense (red clover)
Lineage: Eukaryota; Viridiplantae; Streptophyta; Magnoliopsida; Fabales; Fabaceae
Product: protein PYRICULARIA ORYZAE RESISTANCE 21
Exons: 3
Coding region: 382-1125 (247 amino acids)
Biological process (GO): regulation of defense response to fungus
Molecular function (GO): metal ion binding
Source: RefSeq, a predicted model, not a curated record
AGCACAUACGAUGAAUACGGGGGGUACAGCUACAUAUACAUUACAGAGUUGGCAAACUAUCUAUCUAUGACUGUAAAGUGUAAAGCAUUAAGCAAGCACCGGCCACGCUAAACACUCUUCUAGCUUCUUCAAAUUACGACAACAAAUAAUUUUGACGUGAUCCAACUACGUGUUACUUUUUUAUUGGUCACACUUUUUAGCCUGUUGCAUUCUUAUUUCUUAAGCUUCCACCGCUCUCUUUUAUUUUCUUCCUUUCCCCCUGUUUCACUACUACUACUACUACUACUUAAUAAUAAUAAUUUCACUCAUCUUCUACCUCCUUAUUCUCAAUUCAUUCAUUCUCAAUCUCUUUCCUCAGAUCUCAGGGCAGCAGCAGCAGCCAUGGGGGAAAAGGAAAAGGUUAAGGUAACCAUAAUGAAACUCAAGGUUGAUCUUCAGUGCGAUAAAUGCUACAAACAGGUCAAGAAACUUCUCUGCAAAUUUCCUCAAAUUAGAGACCAGGUGUACGAUGAGAAGAACAACAUCGUCACAAUCACAGUGGUUUGUUGUAACCCUGAGAAGAUCAGAGACAAGAUUUGCUGCAAAGGUUGUGGUGCCAUCAAAAGCAUCGAAAUUCUCGAACCUCCUCCACCUCCCAAACCCAAAGAACCUGAAAAGCCCAAGGAACCCGUCAAGCCCAAAGAGCCUGAAAAGCCCAAAGAGCAUGUAAAGCCCAAGGAGCCCGAAAAACCCAAAGAGCCCGAAAAGCCCAAGGAAAAGCCUCCACCGCCGCCAGAGCCCAAGCCUGAACCACCAAAAGAACCAGAGAAGCCAAAGGAAAAGCCUCCUCCGCCGCCACAGCCACAACCAAUGCCACAACCACCACCUCAUAUUCCGGUGUGUCCACCGCCAAUGGCGGUUCCAAUUGGAGUGUGUUGUACUUCAUGCUAUGAAGGUAGGGAAGGUGGGCCAUGCUUUCACGGUUACGGUGGUUAUGGUGGGCCACCACCAGCACCAGCAAGUUGUUAUGAUGGGUAUUAUGGAAGACCAAUUUAUGAUAGUUAUGGUGGUAGCAGACCUUGUUAUGUGAGUCGUUGUGAUGAAUAUUUGUGUGAAGAAAAUGCAUCUGCUUGCACAAUUAUGUGAUCGAUCGAUGAUCUCAUUUCCUAAAUUUGUCACUAGUGGGUCAUGCAUGCAACCGUCACUACACCUACUAUUCUUGGUGGUUCGUUUCUUCAUCAUCAAUAAUCUUUGAUUUCAUAAUCAAAAUCAUGGACUAGUUUUUGUUUAUGUAAUUACCAAAUUAAUAACCUUGUUUGGUUCGAAGCAAUCUAGCUUAUACGAGAGAGGGGUUAAAGAAAGAAUAAAUGUUAUGUUACAAUGUACUAGUAGUAACUAGUUGAGACCAUGCAUAUAUUUUGGUAAUUUAGUGCCAUUCAUUGCAAAACAAAAA